Messenger RNA from Klebsormidium nitens, 1430 nucleotides. NCBI's taxonomy places the organism in Eukaryota, Viridiplantae, Streptophyta, Klebsormidiophyceae, Klebsormidiales, Klebsormidiaceae. The record is from the annotation of a GenBank genome assembly.
UGCUUCCAUUCUUCAAUUUUGGCACAAGUUGCUCGGUGGCAGCUACGCCUGAAAAUGAUAAUGUCCGACUCUCGCGGAAGUUUGAUGAUUACUCGUUGCACCUUGCAAACACCAAGCUAGCAUUGUAGCAAGCUGGCCUGAUUCGUCUGAGGGUGGCUGCAGGCUGCAGGCCGCAAGGAUCCAGGAGCAAGCCAGCUCUCGAUCGAUUCUAGGUAGUAAUAGCAGCGUGUGACAAGUCGUUGCGUUAGGAAGGUGCGCACUGCUUCUUGCGGCAUCCGUUUCCAUCUUACGCUCCUUGCAGGCGGGCGGCUGAGUUGACCAAGAGCGGUCCAAAAAGGGCGGGCCAUGGCUGGCUUGUUGAGGAGAGGCCCAGCGCUGGCCCGUCGGGCACAACAGAUCCUGUCUACUUCCAAGUUCACCUCUUCUUAUGCUUCGCACUUCAGUGAUCCUGGCAAGCCCGCCAUUGCUGAGUUUGCUCCAUACGUAUCGAUCCAGAGCUUUCACUCCAGUCCCCUUCAUUCCCAGAAUGUGGCCGAAACUGAAAUCUACAACAGACAAAGACAGAUCCUAGUGCUCCAGCACAAGGAGCCUCUGGUUGCCACGGACGCCUGGGUGGCACCAAAUGCUGUCCUGGUUGGCGAUGUGGAGGUGCAGGACAGAGUCAGCGUGAUGUAUGGGGCGGUGCUGAGGGGUGACCUGAACAAGAUUACAAUCCAGCCUUAUUCAUACCUCGGGGAGCGGACCGUCAUUCAUGCAGCAAAAGACGUGCCGGGAGGAUUGUCAGCAGAGGUGCAAGUUGGCAAGUACGUUGUGAUUGGGGCAAAUUGCAGCUUGCGCUCGUGUACAAUUGAGGACGAGGUGGUUAUUGGGAGCAGAUGCGUGCUGGCAGAGGGCUCGCUGGUGGAAAAGCACGCAAUUCUCGGGUCAGGUUCGGUGGUACCACCAGGCAGACGAAUUCCAGCAGGAGAGGUCUGGGCGGGGACGCCGGCAAAGUUUGUACGGAAAGUUCAAGGAGACGAGAUAGCUGGCAUCAUAAAACUUGUUGAAGAGGCCUAUGAGGUUGCCCAAGAACAUGCAAGCGAGUUCAAUCUGCCAUUUGGAUCUGCAUACUUGGAGGCAGAAAGGUUGAAAAAGGCACUAAGUAAGGUAUGAUGCGAGUACUUGGCCCACGAAGUGUCGAGAAGGUAGUUGUAUGACCGCCUCCAUCUGGGGAGACACAUCUGCCAUGGGCCUAACUCCGUGUAGUGCAUAUUGUCAGUGCCCACGAGCCACUCAGCUCUCCAAUCGUCAACUUCAGCAAAUGCGAACAAAGCCCAAAGCAAUGAAGACUACAGGGUGGGAGUUGCAUCCCAUUGCAGGCAUGUGGAAUGUGUUUGCGGGUCGUGCGGUGCCUAUUCAAGUUUAUGUCAUCUGAUUCAAGCUUUCGCCCU